Molecule: messenger RNA, 756 nt
Organism: Dovyalis caffra
Lineage: Eukaryota; Viridiplantae; Streptophyta; Magnoliopsida; Malpighiales; Salicaceae
Source: the annotation of a GenBank genome assembly
AUGGCCGUCGGCGUUCUCGCUUUACAGGGUUCUUUCAACGAACACAUAGCAGCACUUGGCAGAUUGGGAGUGAAGGGAGUAGAGAUAAGAAAGCCAGAACAGCUUCAAAAUGUCACCUCACUUAUUAUUCCUGGCGGUGAAAGCACGACUAUGGCUAAACUCGCUGAGUUUCACAACCUGUUUCCUGCUUUGCGCGAGUUUGUUAAAAUGGGAAAGCCUGUAUGGGGGACCUGUGCAGGUCUUAUCUUCUUGGCAAACAAGGCCAUUGGUCAGAAAACUGGAGGACAAGAACUGGUUGGUGGCCUAGAUUGCACUGUCCAUAGAAAUUAUUUCGGCAGUCAGAUUCAAAGUUUUGAAGCAGAGCUUCCAGUUCCAGAACUUGUGUGUAAGGAAGGUGGCCCUGAAACGUUCCGUGGAGUUUUCAUCCGUGCUCCUGCCGUCCUUGAAGUUGGGCCUGGAGUUGAUGUGCUGGCUGAGUGUCCUGUUCCUUCUACCAAUGUGUUAUAUUCAAGUUCUGCUGUUCAAAUCCAAGAGGAAAAUUCCAUGCCAGAAAAGAAAGUUGUUGUAGCUUUAAAGCAGAGAAAUUUGCUAGGGACUGCCUUUCAUCCUGAACUGACAGCUGAUACUAGAUGGCAUAGCUACUUCUUGAAGAUGGUAAGCGAGGUUGGAGAAGGAACCUCUAGUAGUAUUGUCCCUGCAGGAGGAGUGGAUCUAAGCAACGACGGAAAACUGCGGAUUGAUCUCCCUAUAUUUUAA